GUAUGUCAAUCUCACUCUGUAGUCUCCACGCCGGUUCCUAUCUCAUUUGUUCCAAGUCCUCUCUUUUCUUGUUCUCUCUCUGAAAUAGCCACUGCAGAUCAGUGCCAAGUCUGUUUGGCCAAAGUUAUGGAUCCGGCAGAACUAAGGUACUUAGAAGAUGAAGAUACUCCGUUGAUGAAAACAAUUAAGGGUGCUACUUCAGGUCUAGUCGCUGGUACUAUAUGGGGAACCAUCGUUGCGACCUGGCAGGACGUGCCUCGUGUUGAGAGAAGAGUUGCACUUCCUGGGCUGAUCCGGACUCUAAAGAUGAUGGGAAACCAUGGGAUUACUUUUGCUGCCAUUGGUGGGGUUUAUAUUGGUGUAGAACAGUUGUUGCAGAAUUAUAGGAUGAAAAGAGACUUUAUCAACGGAGCUGUUGGUGGGUUUGCAGCUGGUGCUACUGUUGUGGGUUACAAAGGAAAGAGCAUUGCAACUGCACUAUCUGCAGGAGCUGCGCUUGCAGCCACUUCUGCUUUUAUUGACGUUGGAGGUCAGACCACCAGAAUAGAUAAUGGCAAGGAGUACUACCCAUACACCACCAAGAAGAGGGCUAGUGCUGAUUAAGUCGUCUUGCUGAUAGGUGUGGAAGGCUGUUGGAACAUGUACAAGUGGAAGAGGAUUCAACUGUUUUUUAGUCUGCUGCUUUUUCUUUGUUAGGGGAUGGUCCAUACACCUGGACUAUGUUUCAUGUCAAAUGCCUUCCUUCCUUUUCUUUCCUAUCCUCAAGAAAAUUUGAAUAAAUAUGUUGUCUCGUUAUUUUUUGGCGUGACAUGUGAUUUCAUGGUUGAGAUCGUACCUGAUUCUGGUUAAUGGUUUCUGAAAGCAUGAAAUACCUCUAAAAAUUGGGGAUCGAAAA
Coffea eugenioides is the source of this 895-nucleotide messenger RNA. Its product is annotated as outer envelope pore protein 16-3, chloroplastic/mitochondrial. Gene Ontology annotation, molecular function: transmembrane protein transporter activity. NCBI's taxonomy places the organism in Eukaryota, Viridiplantae, Streptophyta, Magnoliopsida, Gentianales, Rubiaceae. Gene Ontology annotation, biological process: protein insertion into mitochondrial inner membrane. The transcript has 3 exons. Gene Ontology annotation, cellular component: TIM22 mitochondrial import inner membrane insertion complex. The coding region runs from base 127 to 603 and encodes 158 amino acids. The record is from RefSeq and is a predicted model, not a curated record.